This is a messenger RNA of Aspergillus bombycis, 1524 nucleotides long. RefSeq lists its product as uncharacterized. Gene Ontology annotation, biological process: glucan catabolic process. The record is from RefSeq and is a predicted model, not a curated record. NCBI's taxonomy places the organism in Eukaryota, Fungi, Ascomycota, Eurotiomycetes, Eurotiales, Aspergillaceae. Gene Ontology annotation, molecular function: glucan endo-1,6-beta-glucosidase activity. Gene Ontology annotation, cellular component: cell surface; extracellular region. The transcript has 2 exons. The coding region runs from base 1 to 1524 and encodes 507 amino acids.
AUGACUGACUCAAACUAUACACCACCAACUGCGGAGGAUAUAUUUCGCUACCGAUAUCAGCAUGGUACCAAUCUAGGCUCUAUGUUCGUCCAUGGGCCUUGGUUAAGUGACGGUGCAUCCAGUACCGACUCCGGAAGCUCCAAGGAGCUCGAAGAGGUAAAAAGGUCGCUCAAGGCUUGCGGCCUUGAGGAAACCCGUUUAAAAUGGGAAGCACACUGGCGGACUACUCUGACCGAUUUCGAUAUCAUAUGGCUUAAAGAUGUGGCACGAUGCAAUUCAAUACGGAUCCCGAUAGGCUUUUUUACCCUUGGGCCAGUCUUCUGUGCGGGUACAGAUUUCGAAGGCGAGGCAUCUGAGGUGUACGUCAAUUGCUGGAAUAUCCUAAAACGUCUCAUCGAGAAAUGCUACCACCAUGGUAUCGGAGUCCUGAUUGAUUUUCAGACCAUUCCAGGUAGUAUGGACCGGAACAGUCACAGUGAGAUCAGGAUUGCUGACUUUUGCGCGAGUGAGCGCAAUUGGGCGAUGGCCACGGACUGCAUCACUUUUAUCGUUCAAGAAGUUACGUAUCAUGCGAUGUCUGGGGUGAUCGGAGUUCAGAUAUCUAGCGAAACGGACUGGAAAACUUGCGAUCUUCAGAAAUGGUACGAUGAAGUUCUCGAAAUCACGAGCUGUAUCAACCCACCCCUUCCCAUCUACAUCAGUGAUGGUGGGGAUUUUGCCGAGGCGUUGGACUAUGCUAUGAUGAAAAACAGACUUCAGAGCCCUGUAGUCAGGAGUCCGAUUAUCGUGGAUACCCACAAGUAUUACACGACGGGGUCAUAUCAGCACAUGGAUCCCAGGACUAUCAUCUCACGGAUUCACAGUGAGCUAUCUGAACUUUCAACUCGUCAAGGCAAAGUGGGCUCUUGUAGAACUGCAGUAGAUGCCUACAUCGGACAAUACAGCUGCGCAAUGGAUGCACAAAGCUGGGCCCGCGUGGAUGCGGCCGAGAGGCCGGCAUUAACCAAGACCUUCGGUCAAGAACAGAGCAAACAGUGGGAGUCCAAGACAUGCGGAUCCGCUUUCGUGGGCUACAAAAUACACCGGAUAACUGGUGAUGAGUGGGACUUUGAGCGGCAAGUCAGUACUGAUGCUAUACCGCCUCCUUCAUGGCUCGCGAUUCCCCGAGCACAAGUUAUUAGUAAAAUUACACAGGCCGAGACCCAACGAUUGCAGUCCCGAGAGUCUGCUUUAUCACAACACUCGAACUCACCAAAUACUCGCGAGCGCCAACAGUGUGCCUUUGGCUGGGACCUUGGAUUCAAUGAUGCGUUGAGCUUCUUUGGUGCAUUGUCACGAGACGUUCUUACUGGUGGUUGGAACGGAGGGGAGAAAAUAGGAGCAAUGGAGCUGUGGGUUCGAAAACGAUUCGCUGAAACUGGAAAGUUGAAUGAGGACUUUGCUGAGGAAUGGGAAAAUGGUUUCAGGAAGGGCGUCGGCGACUUCUACGACUUAGUCGGUAUCUACACUAACAGUGUUCAUUGA